Molecule: messenger RNA, 735 nt
Organism: Insectozyma verbasci
Lineage: Eukaryota; Fungi; Ascomycota; Pichiomycetes; Serinales; Debaryomycetaceae
Source: the annotation of a GenBank genome assembly
AUGUCAAUAUCAUUGAGUCAAGAUCAUAUAAAUUUUUUAAAUGAAAGAUUAAAAGAACUAUCCACCGAGGAGUUGAUAAAAUGGGCUUAUUAUACAUUUCCAAGUUUAUAUCAAACCACAGCUUUUGGCUUAACUGGAUUAGUUACAAUAGAUAUUAUUUCUAAAUUAAAUUUAAAUGUUGAAUUGAUAUUUUUGGAUACAUUAUACCAUUUCCCUCAAACUUAUGAAUUAGUUGAAAAGAUAAAACAAAAGUAUAAUUCCAAAAUCCAUGUAUAUAAACCUAAAGGUGUAAAUAAUGAAAAUGAAUUUGUUGAAAAAUACGGUGAUCAGUUAUGGGAAUCAAAUGAUUCGUAUUAUGAUUAUUUAGUAAAGGUUGAACCAAGUCAAAGAGCUUAUAAAGAAUUAAAUGUUAAUGUUGUAUUAACUGGUAGAAGAAAAUCACAAGGAGGUGCAAGAAACAAUUUAAGUAUAAUAGAGGUAGAAGAAACUAGUGGAAUUAUUAAGAUAAAUCCUUUAUACAAUUGGGACUUUGAUCAAGUUAAAUCUUAUGUAGAUAAAUUUCAGGUGCCUUAUAACGAUCUAUUGAAUUUAGGUUAUAAAUCUGUUGGAGAUUGGCACUCAACAGUACCUGUUGCAGAAGAUGAAGAUGAAAGAAGUGGAAGAUGGAAAGGUAAAAUAAAAACUGAAUGUGGUAUUCAUCAAACUGAAAAGUUUAAAGAAUAUCUAAAUGUAUAA